AACAACAGCCGCGGUAUCUCACUCUACCGCACUCAUAGGCAGACUUAAGACUUUGAAAUUUCCUCACUUUCUUUUACUUUCACUUCAAUCGCACUUAAAGGUGUCUCUUCUUUCCUUUUACUUCUCUCACCUUAGAAUUGGUCCUACGGAUACCAUAUUGUUCCCCUUAUGAUCGGUCUACAGAUUAAGCCAAGGGGUAUGUGCGCUGUAGCUGGAAUUUGGUUCCUUUUAUCCAUUCGCCUUUGCAUGCUCACUGAUGGGGAACUAUAGGUCGUCCCAUCAAAAAACUUCCGUCUACAAUUAGGCUUGACCUUGCCACUGCUACUGCCGAAACCCUUUAUACCCGUUUGUCGGCCUACACUGGACUUUCUAGAGAUCGGUUGCGCUUGACAAAGGGAAGCGAUGGCAGCGUUGUGACCGUAAGGAGGGAGAGUGGGAAGGAUGUUAUGGUUGAAGAACUGGGAUUACGGGAUGGCAGCACGGUCUUUGUCAAGGAUCUAGGUACGGAGUGCCGUAUAUCCAUCUCAGCUCAAUAUUUUGCCCCCCACAUUGAACAUUGAGAAUAGUCGCUCAUUGGCGUUUUUAAUGUUAUUUCUAUAGGUCCACAAGUCGCCUGGCGUACCGUAUUCGUGAUUGAGUACCUAGGGCCUCUCUUUAUUCACCCACUACUCCUUUAUGCUUUGCGACCUUACAUCUACUCGUCAUCCCCUCUCAACCCCCUCUCAUAUAUCCCAUUCGGCCCAUCACUCAAGCCCGAUCAAGUGCUUCCUCCACCAACCCAGACGCAAACACUCCUGUGCGCACUGGUCGUUCUUCAUUUCCUCAAGCGCGAAUAUGAAACCUUCUUUAUCCACCGCUUUUCGGGGGGUACUAUGCCCUUCCGCUAUAUCUUCAGGAACGCGGCACACUACUGGAUCCUUUCCGGGGUGAAUCUUGCCUAUUCCUUCUACACACCUGCUGCCUCGCCCGCAGCAUCCUGGUGGCCGGUUGUGCUGAAUGCCGGUAACAAUCCUGCUAUAGUCUACAGUAUGGUGGCACUUUGGGUGUUUGCCCAGAUCUCUAACUUCAAAACCCACCUCGCAUUGCGUAACCUUCGGCCUGCAAAUAGUACCAAGAGACAGAUUCCUAAGGGAUAUGGGUUUGACUCUGUUACUUGCCCCAAUUACUCUUUCGAGGUUUUGUCGUGGGUUUGUGUUUGGGUGUUGAGCGGUGGAAAUUGGGCUGCUUCGUUGUUCACCCUUACUGGGACAACUGUAAUGUUCCUUUGGGCUCGGAAGAAGGAGAGGAGAUACAGAAAAGAAUUUGGCAGUUCUUACAAGAAGAAGAGGAAUGUUAUCGUUCCGGGGAUUUUGUAGGGCCAAGUAAAGAAGAUGUUUAAGUGGAGGGAUAUGCUGAAAAGGGUCAGAUAGAGAAUGUAGUACAGAGUUUUUCGUUGAUGACAUCCGGUAUCCCGUGAGGUGAUGACGGCGAGCGGGUAAUCGGUUGAAACAGGCCAAACAAUCUUUGCAUAUUUGGAAGCAAUUCCCCUGCUAAUUAUCGCGGAUCGAUACUGUGAUCGUAUCCGGUAAGGUGUUCUCUAGCGCAUGAAUGGAAACAUCUGCAUAGAAUCACGGGACGCGCCGUCAGGUGACACAAGCAAGCUCCUGCAGAGUGUCGGGGUUGGCAGGCGUUUUAGCAGGGAAUACCUGUACUAGUACAGUACUUGUACCCACACGUCGGAAUUCCGAAGGGUCGGACUCUGGAGAAGGGGUGCGGAGAGUUCGUCCAUCUCCUUCAAUCCCCAAGCCAUGUUGCACGGAAUUUUGUAGUGCAGCGAGAGGGCUCCUAAAGGAGGUGUCAUCAACCUCGUGCAACCUAGAGGAGGGACGCUACCCUGUGCUUCACUGCGGAUGAAGUUGGUGGAAAAAUAACAAUUGGGUAAGGCUGUGGAGCACUGUACGAGUAUACUCGUAGUACGGUACAUGUAGUCGACCUGUAGGGAAGUUGUGGGGAAGGAGCCGGGAAGUUCCGAUAUCAAGAGUGUCGGGCUCCGCCAACGCAAGGGAUGAGGGGGGGCUAAUCCAACAAGAGCUGGGUCUGCUUUUGUGAAGGUUGGGGACAUCGGGUCAUGAUAGCACAU
Tuber aestivum (summer truffle) is the source of this 2119-nucleotide messenger RNA. Lineage: Eukaryota; Fungi; Ascomycota; Pezizomycetes; Pezizales; Tuberaceae. The record is from the annotation of a GenBank genome assembly.